Messenger RNA from Cuscuta campestris, 3285 nucleotides. Lineage: Eukaryota; Viridiplantae; Streptophyta; Magnoliopsida; Solanales; Convolvulaceae. The record is from the annotation of a GenBank genome assembly.
CUGUUUCUUAUUUUUGCUCAAAAUCAGUAUAUGGAUUGUUUUAAGGAUAUGCAUGCUUUUCAAUUUGGCCUACUGAGUAUGAGAGGGAGAUAGAACAAUAAAUGGAGAAUUAAAUGUGCAUUUCAUUUUGGGUCAUUGAAUUUAAUGGUCUCUCUCAAGGCUCAACUCCUCGAGAGCCAAGAAAGAGAUAUUACAGAACUUCUAUGCACAAUUUUCUUCCUGGUUCCUUUUGUGGUCGCUCUCUUUGUCCGUUUUAAGGGAUCUGAAAGGUUUAUCUCUAUAAAUUCUCAGAGAGUGUCACACUGGGGGGUCUCUUGAUCUUUGCCUAUUGUGUGUUUCCAGUCAGUCUCUGGAGCCCAAGUAUUUGAAAAUAUGCAUGAACCAAAUGGUUCUUGGGUUUUUUCCCUUGAGAUGUUGGAAUUUGGUUUUUGAAAACAAAUUAAAGGGCUCUCUCUCUCUCUCUCUCUCUGAUUCUGCAAAGAUUUAAGAUUUAUUCCCUUUUGCUUUAAUCUAUAGGAGACAUAGUGGUUUGAUGGGCUGUAGUAUAAAAUUUAAGAUUUAGUUUUUUUCUCUGUUCUUUGGACAGUUGGACACACAUACACUGUAAUUGUCAGCAAAAAAGAAAAAUCUUUCAUGCAUCUUUCACUAUGGAACCCAAUGUCUCUUUGUGCUGCUCUCAUAUUGGACAAGAAGGGCAAAAAGAGAGAUGGAUCAUCUAACCAUUCCCCGGAAAGAGUUAGGAGGAACCCAUCAUCAAGUCUGAGGAAGCUAGAAGUACACAGGAUCAAGGAGGCACUUGAGGAAGCAUCUGAAAAUGGUUCUCUUUUUAAAUCCCAAGGGAUAGACUCGGGGGCCAUUGAAAACCAGGAUGAGAGCUUGGGGAGAUCGCGGUCACUUGCAAGACUGCAUGCCCAGAAGGAAUUCCUCAAAGCCACUACUCUUGCUGCGGACCGCACAUUUGAGUCGGAGGACUCAAUUCCAGAACUACAUGAAUCCUUCUCCAAGUUCCUCACCAUGUACCCUAAGUACCAGGCGUCAGAGAGGGUUGAUCAGCUGAGGUCUGAGGAGUAUUCUCACCUUUCCGGGUCCGAUUCUAAGGUAUUUCUUGACUACUGUGGAUUUGGGCUGUUUUCAUUUCUUCAAACGGUUCACUAUUGGGAUUCAUCAACAUUUAGCUUGUCUGAAAUUACUGCCAAUUUGAGCAAUCACGUUUUGUAUGGGGGCGCUGAGAAAGGCACCGUGGAACAUGAUAUUAAAGCAAGAAUUAUGGAUUACUUGAACAUCCCUGAGAACGAGUACGGCUUAGUGUUCACUGUUAGCAGAGGAUCAGCCUUUAAAUUGCUGGCUGAAUCAUACCCCUUUCACACGAACAAGAAGUUGCUGACAAUGUUUGAUCAUGAGAGCCAAUCUGUCAAUUGGAUGGCUCAGGCUGCCAGGGAGAAAGGUGCCAAAGUAUACAGCGCCUGGUUCAAAUGGCCAACCCUCAAGCUCUGUUCAACAGAUUUGAGGAAACAAAUCUCAAACAAAAAGAGGAGGAAGAAAGACUCGGCUACUGGCCUUUUUGUUUUUCCUGUCCAAUCUAGAGUUAGUGGAGCGAAGUAUUCUUAUCAAUGGAUGGCUUUGGCUCAGCAGAACAAUUGGCAUGUCCUGCUUGAUGCCGGCGCACUAGGUCCCAAAGACAUGGAUUCACUAGGGCUGUCUUUGUUUCGACCAGAUUUCAUCAUCACCUCAUUUUAUAGGGUGUUUGGCUAUGACCCGACUGGAUUUGGAUGUCUAGUUAUAAAGAAAUCUGUGUUGGCAAGCCUUCAAAAUCAAUCUGGCCAUGCUGGCUCUGGUAUUGUGAAGAUCACUCCAGUUUUCCCUUUGUAUUUGAGUGAUUCAGCUGAUGGUUUCCCUGAAGACGGUGAAGAGAUUGAGGUUACCAACGAUUCUCGUGCAGGGUCUCAGCUGCCCGCCUUUUCUGGCGCAUUCACAUCUGCCCAGGUCAGGGAUGUUUUUGAGACAGAAAUGGAUAACGAAAUUUUUUCAGACAAGGAUGGAACAAGCACAAUAUUCGAAGAGACUGAAAGCCUAUCCAUUGGUGAUGUAAUGAGAAGUCCCAUCUUCAGCGAAGGCGAAUCGUCGGAUAACUCUCUUUGGAUAGAUUUGGGUCAAAGCCCGUUGGGCUCAGUCAGUGGUGGCCAUUCAACCGUACCAAACAUGGCCUCCCCCGCACCACCAUUUUGGUUUGCCAGGAGGAAGAAUGAUAAGAAUCUAUCUCCAAAGCCUUCAAAGAUAUCUUUUGAUGCUGCUCUGUGUUCAAAGUCUGAAGAAUUACAUCAUUUCCAGGACAUUCAAGAGGGUAACAAGGCUUCUACUUCCAAGUCUCUUCCAAAUGGUUCAAAACCUGAGAUAUGCCAUGAGAGUGCAAUUAGAAGAGAAACAGAAGGUGAAUUCAGGUUGCUAGAAAGGAGGGAAGAUGCCUAUCAGUCUGGAAGAAAGGGAAGAAGAGUUUCUUUCAGCAUUGAAGAUAAACACACUCUAUUAACAAGCCUUGAUGAUGAUGAUGACCACACUUGUAAUGGGGAAUAUGAAGAGCAAGAUUCUGGGAGGAGAGAGCCGGAGAUAAUAUGCAAGCAUAUAGAUCAUAUUAACAUGUUGGGUCUUAACAAGACUACCCUUCGGCUACGGUUUCUGGUCAACUGGCUAGUAACCUCACUGCUGCAACUCAGACUUCCCGGGUCAAACGAGGAGGAGAACGCACCACUUGUUCACAUCUAUGGGCCCAAAAUAAAAUACGAGAGAGGUGCAUCCGUUGCUUUCAAUGUGAGGAACUGCAGCGACAGGGGCAGUAUUGUCAAACCAGAAACAGUGCAGAAACUGGCUGAGCUGAACGGCAUUUAUCUCGGCAUCGGCAUCCUCAGUCACAUUCGGGUUCUAGACAGCUCGACACAGAAGCCAAUGGAUAAGUGCAGACAGAAGAGUGAGAGUGGGUUCAUCAGAGUGGAAGUCAUCACUGCAUCACUUGGCUUUCUGACUAACUUCGAAGACGUGUACAAAUUAUGGUCUUUUGUUGCAAAGUUUCUCAACCCCGAGUUCAUAAACUGAGGCUGCGUCUUGAAAGCUCGAGUCUUUAGCACCGGGUUAGGGAUAAUUCGUCGAUUAUUACUUUGGGUUUUUUUUUAGUUUUGGCAUUAGAUGCAUGGCUGGAUGCAGAAACAUGUAAUAUAUUCAGGUGUUUGUGACUUGCAAUAGUCAUUAAGUUAUAAAUAAAAACUAGCUGUGAAGUAAAUAUUUUGGGUCAUA